This is a messenger RNA of Physella acuta, 476 nucleotides long. RefSeq lists its product as uncharacterized. The record is from RefSeq and is a predicted model, not a curated record. Lineage: Eukaryota; Metazoa; Mollusca; Gastropoda; Physidae.
CUUAUCAAAUAGUAGCCCUACUAAUUCGCUAAUUAGUUUCUUCUAGUAUUUAUUAAAAAAAUAUUGACUGGAUAUUUUCUUUCAAACACCAGGUCAUGGCGCUACUAAAAGAAAAUGUGUUGACACAUCUGGAUAAGAUCUUGAGGGGAAAUUCUACAGUUGGUGAUGUGUCCAGUGUCACAUACUUGGCUGUGAAGGAGCCCCUAAUUCUUGCUGCACUAACCAUGUUAAGGGAUGUCUUGCUAGGAGUCAAAGUAGCCAGUGUUUCUCCUGAGUUAGUAGCAAAGAUGAAGGGGUUUGUUCAAGGUAUUUGUCAAAAUGGUUUUCUAACCCCUACCAGUGGCAGCACCAGAGGGUCGGUGACCUAUGACCCACAGCAGAUUGCUGCAGUUGCCAAGGGAGUGUGCCUAGAUCUGUUGCUGUGGGCAGCAUCCCAAGAGACUGUGCUCUUAUAUGGGGGCACUGUGGGGGUUUGA